AUGUCGUCGUCUAACCCAGAUAUGGAGACGGAACCCUCGCCCGCUGAACGACAGCGUCUUGACCGCGAACACAAGGAAAGGGAAGCAAAAGAGCAGGCCACCCUACCGUAUAAAUGGAGGCAGACCAUCGCAGACGCCGAAGUCACCAUCUCAGUUCCAGCUGAAGUACGCGGGAAGGAUCUCGACGUCGUGUUGACCAAGACGAAGAUCAAGGUCGCCUUGAAGGGCAAGGAACCCUUUAUCGAUGGCUCAUUCCCCCAUCCGAUCCUCGUCGACGAGUCCUCAUGGACCCUCGAGUCCGUCUCCAACCCGCCCGGGAAAGAAGUCUCGGUCCAUCUAGACAAAGUGAACAAGAUGGAAUGGUGGCCUCACAUCGUCACCACGGCUCCUAAGAUUGACGUCAGCAAGAUCACGCCCGAGAACUCGCAGCUGAGUGAUCUAGACGGCCAGACGAGGAGUAUGGUAGAGAAGAUGAUGUUUGACCAGCGGCAGAAGGAGAUGGGGAAGCCUACGAGCGACGAGCAGAAGAAGGCGGACAUGCUGAAGAAGUUCCAGGAGCAGCAUCCCGAGAUGGACUUUUCUAAAGCUAAGAUCGGCUAG
This is a messenger RNA of Arthroderma uncinatum, 600 nucleotides long. RefSeq lists its product as uncharacterized. Bases 1 to 600 code for a protein of 199 amino acids. The record is from RefSeq and is a predicted model, not a curated record. Gene Ontology annotation, biological process: protein folding. Gene Ontology annotation, cellular component: cytoplasm. Lineage: Eukaryota; Fungi; Ascomycota; Eurotiomycetes; Onygenales; Arthrodermataceae. The transcript is spliced from 3 exons.